Messenger RNA from Aspergillus mulundensis, 1983 nucleotides. Its product is annotated as Zn(II)2Cys6 transcription factor domain-containing protein. Gene Ontology annotation, molecular function: DNA-binding transcription factor activity, RNA polymerase II-specific; zinc ion binding. The coding region runs from base 1 to 1983 and encodes 660 amino acids. The transcript is spliced from 2 exons. Gene Ontology annotation, biological process: regulation of DNA-templated transcription. Lineage: Eukaryota; Fungi; Ascomycota; Eurotiomycetes; Eurotiales; Aspergillaceae. The record is from RefSeq and is a predicted model, not a curated record.
AUGACGGCAGAGGCCCCCGGCAAGCGGCCUCGCUCAGAUUCCGGAGAGUUUCCGCCGAUUGCAUCCAAAGUGCCCAAGACUCACUCAAAUCACCUCCAAAUCAACUACCUUGCGCGCCAAUAUGCCGAUAACCUUCCUCUGGUCUCGCUGGACGACACAAUGCCUGCCAUAAUCCAUUUGAUUGGCGAAUACGAUGGCGUCUUGCAUCGCCAUGAAAGCAUUGCUGGAAACCUAGGCGCGUGUCCUCUGGGCCCGAUCUUGAUAAAGCGCUUUGAACGCCUUUUUGACGGCCCGCCGCGGGUUCUCAAGUCACAUGGCAAGGACACCACCAACGUCACCUGGUUAGAUGUGGUGGAGUUUGCGAAGAACAAGCCUGAACAGUUCAACCUGGAAAAGUCGCGCAACGGCGUGCGAGUAUGCCAGUUCUACACAAAACAAAGUCGCGUGGAAAUUAGCGAGGAGGACUUUGUGUUGAUCAAGUCGGGGAUGCCUCAGAAGAUGAUUCCCCCUCAGCCUAUCAUUGAAGAUGAAGAGAAGGAACUCGGCGCACUUGAGAUACUAGAGAAAAACCUCCAGUCGAUCAUACAAAUUGCAGAUCAAGUUUCUGCCCGUGCACGACAACUCAACCAUCGUCUAAAGAAUCGUCGGACCGCGAUCGUCACCCGGCGCGAAAACGAUGUGACUCUCCAUAAUUCUCGGCCACCGCAGCCUCUACCGCAAGCACAACAUCUACCUCAGCAACGUUCCAUGAGCCCUGCCUGGGGCGACGCCAACGGUAUUCCCCAUAACUCGUUGAACGGCAACGGCAACGGAACUGGUAACGGCGCCUCUAACGCUCAUUCUCCAUCCGCCGGUUUUGUCGCGGUCAACACCUCUCGAGCCGGGAUGGAAGUACCUCCGGAGGAGAACUCAUUGUCGUCGCAAUUUUUGUUCUCCCAUUCUAAUACGGACAAUGUCACCAUUAUAAACGGGACAUCGAUCAAAGGUGCUUCUCCGACCACACGUGCCGAGCUGAUGAAGAAGUUCUUUACUACUCAAGAUCGUCAGGUACGAGGAGCCUAUGAAGAGGCUGCUGGGUCGAGCAAUCGCGGUUCAUCCCGCCCUAGACCCAGGGUGUCAGAAGGCGGCGAUUACAACAUGUUUGCACCCUCACCUGCCACCGUCGCCAUCCCGAAUACCCCCACCUCGUUACUUCCGCCCCCAAAAUCACAUCAUCAUGAGAAGGACGAUGGCGGUCCGUUUAAAAUCGAGAUGGUGGCGCGCAUGGAGGAGCUGCAACGAGGUGAACGUAUUAUGCCGCCUUGCGAUCGAUGCCGCCGUCUUCAUAUGGACUGCUUGAAGAACCUUACUGCGUGUAUGGGUUGCACCAAAAAGCACGCCAAAUGCUCGUGGAGAGACGUGAAGGAGGAUGAGCUGCGGGAGGCCCGGCGCGCCGACCGAGCGCCUUUGGAUGAGUCGCACUCAAAGGACACUUCGGCCAGCCCGCCUACUGCUCCGGCUUCGGAAGGAGCGCCUCCAUCUACCGCCCUUCCGACGCCGACGUCAGCGCCUGCGCCGCUACCAGCUCCAUUACCGGCCCCACUCCAGCCACCAGUCGCUGCAAUACCAGAGCCGGAAAGACCGCGGGAGGUCCCGAUGGAUCUCAUCGUGCGUAGGGAAUCCGCGCCGAUUGCUGCCCCUGUUGUUCGGCCGCCGGCCGUGAGGGAGGUGUCUCCGCGACGAGCUGUGAGCGAAAUGCACCAUAACCACGGUCUGUCGUACAGACAUGACCGGCAUGUCCACAACGACAGGCGGUUCAGUAUCAACCGGAACAACGAGCCAAGUCGGGAUGACGAUGCUCCGGAUGCGCUGAGCCAAGCCAUCAUGGACACAUAUAAGGCCGCGGCGGCGAAAGGCACUGUACAUGAAGUAAGUAACGAGCGCGAGCGCGAGCGCGACAGGGAGCGGGAUCAGGAGCGAGAUCGGAAUAUGAUCAGAGCAUGA